AUGGAGUUGUUCCCGCUUCUUGUUACCAUUCUGGUAAUUGCGGUAAUAAUCGGCUAUGCCGACAGCUUCGUGCAUCCUCUGAUUAAGUUCCUGCCGUGGGACCUUCCCAUUAUUGGUGGACUGACCUUUACCGGUGUAGGCCUCAUCGUUCUCGCCCUCCUCUUCUAUCUCACGGGACUGGCUGUAUCCUCCCGCAUUGGUCGCGGUUCCUUUAGGUUCGCCGGGAAAGUUAUGAACCGUACUCCGGUGGUGGGUGCCAUCUACGGUCUUACCCAAACCGUUGCUACAGUAAUGUCCUCCCAGUACCGCUUUAGCCGUGUCGUGUUUAUCGAGUGGCCCCGGGACGGCAUGAUUGCCCUGGGUUUCGUGACUGGCCGGGCAGUUUCAACCACAGGCGAGUCUGUGGUAAUCGUUUACGUGCCCACCGUGCCCAAUCCCACCUCCGGCAACAUGGCCAUCGUAGUUGAGGACGACGUCUUCGAAACCGAUAUGACCGUCGAAGAGGCAAUGAAGAUGGUAUUCUCCGGGGGCAUUGUCAUUCCGGAGUCCCUUGCCUUUGCCAGACUGCCCCGGGAAAAGGGCCCCACGAGUUUGUGGGACGCUUCGAAGCCUCGAAUUAGCUAG
This is a messenger RNA of Geodia barretti, 624 nucleotides long. The record is from the annotation of a GenBank genome assembly. Lineage: Eukaryota; Metazoa; Porifera; Demospongiae; Tetractinellida; Geodiidae.